Amorphotheca resinae ATCC 22711 is the source of this 549-nucleotide messenger RNA. RefSeq lists its product as hypothetical. NCBI's taxonomy places the organism in Eukaryota, Fungi, Ascomycota, Leotiomycetes, Helotiales, Amorphothecaceae. The record is from RefSeq and is a predicted model, not a curated record. The coding region runs from base 1 to 549 and encodes 182 amino acids. The transcript has 2 exons.
AUGGCGCAGCCUUCCACUGGUCGGGAGGCCAUCGAUGCUUUGUUGGGAACCUUCAAAAAUCCAGCCCUCGUUGGCAUCAUCGAAGAUAUCCGUAAGCAGCUUGUGGACAUCAGGCAGAGUGAGGAUGACUUUGUUCGACGCCAUAAGAACCGUGUCCAGGUCUAUCUCGUUGAAGAGCGCGAAUACUUCGAGGAACAAGCAUCCACCUGGAUUCAGAGGGUAGCAACUGGGUUGCAUGCCCGGAUCACGCAUGCGACUUCGCAAGGUAUCCCGGCGGCUCAGGGCGGGCUCAAUCAGCUCAAGUAUGACCUUAAUAUAUUUGCAUACAGCGAGCUAUGGAGAUACCAGGACCUUCUCAAGGCGCGGAAGGAAAGGUAUACGGCGCACUUGAACAAGAUAGAGAGAGAUGCGUAUGAGGCAUACAGGGAGAACGCUCGAGGAGACGAAAAGCGACUGCUCGUGGCCCUUGAGAAGCUAAAGAUGCUCGAUAAUACCCCGGAUGAAGACACCAAGAAGGUGAAGAUAGAGGAUGAAGACAAGAAGCGUUGA